AUGAUCCGAAGUCAAGAAAGAAUAGUAGAAGCAAAAGUUCAACCUAACAAUAUGACUGACAUAUUAUUUGAACCAAAUCCUCGAUUAAAAAAUAAAGCAUUAUUUACUGCAAAUGCAUUACUCAAUAUCGAAAAUAGCAAAAUUAGAAUUAGUAUAAUUAAUGCAACUAAUCGACAACAAACGCUUUCCGAAGGAACCAAAUUAGGUAUAGUGACACAAGUAUCUUCUACAAUUGGUGUCACCAUGUCAUCAAAUUAUUUAACAGAACGCAUUCCGGAAGGAAAAGCGUGUAAAGAGCUCAUUCCUGCAGGGAAAGGAGCGAAUAAAUCAAACAAAUCAAAUUUUAAUAAUAUGCUG
Didymodactylos carnosus is the source of this 357-nucleotide messenger RNA. The record is from the annotation of a GenBank genome assembly. Lineage: Eukaryota; Metazoa; Rotifera; Eurotatoria; Philodinida; Philodinidae.